AUGGCAGAAGAAGCCGAUAAAAAUGCGAGAGUGUACCUCCAAAGAUUUGAGAAAUUUCACGGUCCCUUAGAAGAUGAUCUAGGUGUGUUAAUAAAGAAAUUCGCUGAUAUAGAGAUAAAAAAAUUUUGGUUUACUAAUGAGGGACUACCAUUAUUUCCAAAUGUCUCUCCUCAACAAUUGCAUGAAAUUUUCGUCAAAAAAUCAGCUAGCAUUAAUCAGUGCCCAUGUCUAGAAUCAAAA
This is a messenger RNA of Ambispora gerdemannii, 240 nucleotides long. The record is from the annotation of a GenBank genome assembly. Lineage: Eukaryota; Fungi; Glomeromycota; Glomeromycetes; Archaeosporales; Ambisporaceae.